This is a messenger RNA of Boeremia exigua, 1137 nucleotides long. Its product is annotated as RTA1 like protein-domain-containing protein. Lineage: Eukaryota; Fungi; Ascomycota; Dothideomycetes; Pleosporales; Didymellaceae. Bases 1 to 1137 code for a protein of 378 amino acids. The transcript has 2 exons. The record is from RefSeq and is a predicted model, not a curated record. Gene Ontology annotation, cellular component: membrane.
AUGGGCAUGGGAGACUACUCACCGGGCAGUGUGUGGUACUACGCACCCAACAAAGUCGCACCCAUCAUCUUCAUAAUCCUCUUCACCCUCUCAGGUGCCUUGCACGCAUACCAAACGAUCAAACACAAAUCCUGGCGCACAACCCUCCUCCUCCCCUGGGCCGCGCUCCUCAUGACCGCCGGCUUCGCCCUGCGCCUCGCCGGCGCCCACCACCCCACCGACCUCGGCCUGCUAAUCGCCUCAACCGUGCUCCUCAUGUCCGGCCCCCCCGUCUACGCCCUCAUCAACUACCUCAUCCUCGCGCGCCUGCUGUACUACACGCCCUACCUCCUCCCACUGCACCCCGGCCGCGUGGCCACGACCUUCGUCGGCCUCGACGCCGUAUGCGAAGUCCUCAUCGGCAACGGCGCCUGGCGCAUGGCCAACAGCAGUCUAACAGCGAAACAGCGACAGGCAGGCGCAGACAUGGUCACCGCGUCGCUGGCGCUGCAAGUCGCCCUAUUCGCCAGCUUCGGGGGCGUGGCGGGCGUCUUCGCACGGCGGGCGACGCGCGCAGGCGUGCUGAAGGCGCAGACGCGCGUCGUGCUCACUGUGCUGUGUGUGUCGGCGGGGCUCGUGACGGCGCGCUGCGCGUACCGGCUCGCCGAGUACGUGCUCGGGUGGGAGUCGAGUGUGUACCGCUCCGAGGCGUAUUUCUGGGUCUUCGAGGCCGUGCUGAUGCUGCUCAACACGGCGCUGCUCAAUGCGUGGCACCCCGGUAAGCGGCUGCCGGCGGCGCACGGCACGUUUCUGGCCAGAGACGGGGUGACGGAGCGGCAGGGGCCGGGGUGGGACGACGAUCGCCCGUGGCCGGUGACGGUGUUCGAUCCGUUGGAUCUGUGGGGUUUGGUGCGGGGCCGUGAUGCAGAGACGAGGUUCUGGGAUCUUACUGAUCACGAGCUGGAGCUGGUGCGGCUGGAGAAGGAGGCGAACAAGCGCAGUGUGCUUGCGGCGCUCGUCGACCCGUUUCGACUGUGGGGUGAGAAGGGGUAUAUCGGGAAGCGGCUGGUGAGGAAGAAGAGUACGCCGAGCACGCGGCGGGAGUUCAUCAUCAAGGACACAGGACCGAAUGUUAUGGAUGAGAGGGGGAUGAUGUAA